AUGCCGCAGCCAUUAGAGACUUUUGACCAUAAUUAUAAAGUAUUAAUAGUUGGUGAUAGUGGCGUUGGUAAAACGUGCGUCCUCUUAAGGUUUAAAGACAAUGAUUUUCAGUCAACGCUUUUAAGCACCAUAGGUAUUGAUCUAGUCAACAAACAAGUCGUCGUUGAUGAUAAGAAAAUUAUGUUACAGAUAUGGGAUACUGCCGGUCAAGAAAGGUACAAAACUCUUACUAAAGCUUUCUAUCGUGGUACUUCGGGCAUACUACUUGUUUAUGAUAUUACAAAGAAGAAGUCAUUUGAUAAUAUCCGUUACUGGAUGAAAUGUAUUGCUGAUUGUUACGAUGGCGAUUUAGAAAAUGCACCGAUACUCUUUAUAGUUGGUAACAAGAAUGAUUUACCCAGAGAACGGAAAAUCAAAUACGAUGAUGGACAAUUAUUAGCUAUAAAAUACAGUGUCAAGUUCUUUGAAACAAGCGCUUACACAAACUGCAAUGUCAACGAUGUAUUUUACAGGCUGGCGGAAGAUAUGUAUUAUAAUUCAACUGGUAAAAGACACGUAACAGGUCCUGUGUUUAAUGGCACUAUCAAAGUUGAUAGGAAAAAAUCGACUCAAAGGAAAGAAAGUGACGGUGGACAUAGUUGUUGUUAG
This is a messenger RNA of Trichoplax adhaerens, 648 nucleotides long. RefSeq lists its product as uncharacterized. The record is from RefSeq and is a predicted model, not a curated record. The transcript has 8 exons. Gene Ontology annotation, cellular component: endosome; plasma membrane; synaptic vesicle. Gene Ontology annotation, biological process: regulation of exocytosis; protein secretion; protein localization to plasma membrane. The coding region runs from base 1 to 648 and encodes 215 amino acids. NCBI's taxonomy places the organism in Eukaryota, Metazoa, Placozoa, Uniplacotomia, Trichoplacea, Trichoplacidae. Gene Ontology annotation, molecular function: GTP binding; GTPase activity.